This is a messenger RNA of Brassica napus (rape), 940 nucleotides long. Its product is annotated as auxin-responsive protein SAUR64. Gene Ontology annotation, biological process: response to auxin. Lineage: Eukaryota; Viridiplantae; Streptophyta; Magnoliopsida; Brassicales; Brassicaceae. The record is from RefSeq and is a predicted model, not a curated record. The transcript has a single exon. The coding region runs from base 426 to 842 and encodes 138 amino acids.
UCUUAUAAGAAAAAUGCUCUUCAUCUUUACUUCAUCAGCACAUGUGUGUUUCUAUAUAUCUGAUCAUUAAAUUCUAACCAGAUUUUGUUGUCUCUGAUUCACGAAAAGAUUUGUUAUCUAAUUAAUUUUGUUAUAAUACUUUUGUAUAAGAUUCAUACCACAUGGUCAUGUCGUCUCAGCAGAUGUUAAAAUCCACAAGUUGUUGAGCAAUCAGGAUUGGUCACUUUAUGAUCACAUAUAACAAAGACACCAGCAUGUGGUCUGUCUGGUUUAGUUUCUCUAACAUACAAUAGUUUCUCCUUAUAUAUAUAAUCCAACAAGCUUGUAGGAUCUUUCAUCAACUAAAACUUGCACUCAGAGAGUUAUACAAACACAACUUACAAAUCUCUUUUGUUUUCCAGACUAAAGUAUAUCCUCUGAAGAAAAUGAUGAACCCAAAGAAGCUCAUGAAGAUGGCCAAGAAAUGGCAACAGAGAGCAGCCUUAAGCAGGAAAAGAAUCUCAUUCCAAAGAUCAAGUACUACUACUACCUCAACGGCUGUAGAGAAGGGUUGUUUUGUGGUUUACACAGCGGAUAAUGCACGCUUUGCUUUUCCAUUAAGUUAUCUGAACAACUCUGUUUUCCAAGAGAUCUUGAAGAUAUCUGAAGAAGAAUUUGGCCUCCCAACCAGUGGACCAAUCACUUUGCCCUUUGAUUCGGUUUUCUUGAAGUAUCUAAUCAAACUGAUCGAAAGAAGAAUAGAUGGAGAUACAGAAAGGGCUUUGUUAAUGUCAAUAUCUAGUGCUAGAUGUUCUUUACCAUGCUCUUUACAACAACAACAAGAGCAUUUGCUUGUAUGCUAGAAAAUUAGUGUGUAGUAUUUUCUGUAUUUCUAAAGAUUCAUUUAUAUUGUAUUAGACUACAGAUUAUUUCAGAAAUACAAACAAUUAUUUUUUGUCUC